AUGAGAAGGAGAAAACUAUACAUUUUAGACGAAGUGCUGGAUGUUACACUACUUUUAUUUAAAAAUGUAGUAAACGCAAAAAAAAUUUUAGAGAUUUACAAUAAACAAAUAGAUACCCAUCAAAAUAGCAUAAGCCAUUUCUUUCUUUUGCUAGAUAGCCGCCUGGUUUUCAAUGAAAGUCAUAUAUUGCACAGCAUUUAUAGAGGAUAUCAUAAUUUUUUAACCAAAAAAAGAAUAACAAAAAACAUCAUUUUAGAAAUAUACUUUUUGCUGUCACCGCAUGAAAAUAUAAACGGAUGCUUAAAGCAGUACCAAAUAAAGGACGACUCUUCUUCCAUAAUUUAUGUUGGUGUUAACGUUACCAAUGAUGAGAUAAGCACACUUGACAAACAAAUACAAGGGGAAGAAGUGGACUUUGACGAAAUUUCACUAUUACAUGAUCACAGAAAAAUUCUGGAAAAUUUCAAAUGCUCAGACAGUAGCAACUUAGAGAGAUAUGUUUAUCACAACAUCGCGUCCAAGAAGAUUAACUUGAGUUAA
Plasmodium malariae is the source of this 540-nucleotide messenger RNA. Its product is annotated as EKC/KEOPS complex subunit CGI121, putative. Gene Ontology annotation, biological process: telomere maintenance via recombination; tRNA threonylcarbamoyladenosine modification. Gene Ontology annotation, cellular component: cytosol; EKC/KEOPS complex; nucleus. The transcript has 4 exons. The record is from RefSeq and is a predicted model, not a curated record. Bases 1 to 540 code for a protein of 179 amino acids. Lineage: Eukaryota; Apicomplexa; Aconoidasida; Haemosporida; Plasmodiidae.